AUGUUACGGAACACAGAUGUUCGACUCUUUUCAACAUUCGCGCUAAAUCCAGAAACAUCAGUUGCACCGCAUGGGCCGCCUCGGGGGCUGGUUAAUCGUUAUGUUUCGAUGGGUCUCCCGCCGUGGGCGGCGUGGUGCAACAAAGUUAAUCGUUAUUCUCUUUACCGUAUGAGUGGUGUUACGCAGCGUUCUUUUUUACCGAAGCCACCGCAAGAGAUGGAUGUUAUUUGGCUCAACGAACGUGUUCGUGAGCGGGUGCGUACAUCCCGACAGGUUCAAAACGUUUAUCGGCAGUUGAAAUACCCGUAUGUGAAGACGGGGAUUCACUAUAGUGAUGUGCUUGACCACUGGGUACAGGUGCCAAUGGUGGAGGCGGCAAUGUUUGAAGUUGAGAAGGAUGGUGGAUUCGAUAACUUUAUUUUGAAGCGCAGUGGCCCAGAACUACGCUCCACGUAUGGAGAGCGGAUCCGUCGCCAUAUUUUAGUGAGGCAGAAGGAAAUACAGAAAAAUUUCGUCCUGCAGAAGCAGGCUCAAAUGCUUGUGGAGUCGAUGGAAAAGGAAAUUCUCCCCAUGGAAGACGGAAAAAAGGUUGAAGAGGUUUUAGAAAAGUACGGAAUCGACAAGGAGCAACUAUUGCGUGACAUUGCGCGCGCUGCGGUGGCGAAGAAACAGCAGUUGGCUUCAGCGGUACCACAACCUUCUCAUGUGGAGGUCUCGACUAAUUGA
Trypanosoma brucei brucei TREU927 is the source of this 726-nucleotide messenger RNA. RefSeq lists its product as hypothetical. The transcript has a single exon. The coding region runs from base 1 to 726 and encodes 241 amino acids. Gene Ontology annotation, cellular component: mitochondrial large ribosomal subunit. The record is from RefSeq and is a predicted model, not a curated record. Gene Ontology annotation, molecular function: structural constituent of ribosome. NCBI's taxonomy places the organism in Eukaryota, Euglenozoa, Kinetoplastea, Trypanosomatida, Trypanosomatidae.